AUGUUGUCGACAAAACAUAAUAUUGAUAUGAUUGACACAGGAAAAAAGAACAAAAAAAAAGAAUCGAUAGUUAAGCCUAAGAUAAUUGUCGACUACAACUCCGGAAAAGCGGGAAUUGAUCUAUCAGAUCAACUGUCUAGCUUUAGUACAGCUGUUCGUAAGUCUAUACGUUGGUACCAUAAGGUGGCGACAGAAAUACUGUUUGGAACUGCUAUGGUAAAUGCUUUAAUAGUUUACAAUACAAUUAAUUCUGAUAAAAAAAUGAAGAUAACACAAUUUCGAGAAACAUUAGUUGAUACAAUACUCGGAUUAGACAAUCAAGGAUCACAAGAAGUUCAACAAGCAAGAGUUAACAGCAAACACAUAUUUCAAGAAACAACAAAAAAAUGUGGUAGAAACAGAAAAAUCAGAAAGAGAUGUUUCCACUGCUAUCAAAGUAGAACAGUAAUAGUUAGAUCGAAAAAGGCAUCGAAGAAAGUAAAAAAGAUCUCUACAUUCUGCGCACCAUGUAAAUCUUAUACAUGUAUAAGUUGUUUCAAUCUGCAUCACACAGGCUAA
This is a messenger RNA of Rhopalosiphum padi (bird cherry-oat aphid), 558 nucleotides long. RefSeq lists its product as uncharacterized. The record is from RefSeq and is a predicted model, not a curated record. The transcript has a single exon. Bases 1 to 558 code for a protein of 185 amino acids. NCBI's taxonomy places the organism in Eukaryota, Metazoa, Arthropoda, Insecta, Hemiptera, Aphididae.